This is a messenger RNA of Lampris incognitus (smalleye Pacific opah), 300 nucleotides long. RefSeq names its product S100 calcium binding protein Z (gene s100z). The coding region runs from base 1 to 300 and encodes 99 amino acids. The record is from RefSeq and is a predicted model, not a curated record. Gene Ontology annotation, molecular function: calcium ion binding. NCBI's taxonomy places the organism in Eukaryota, Metazoa, Chordata, Actinopteri, Lampriformes, Lampridae. The transcript is spliced from 2 exons. Gene Ontology annotation, cellular component: cytoplasm.
AUGCCGAGCCAGCUGGAAGGUGCGAUGGAUGCGCUGAUAACCGUUUUCUACAACUACUCCGGAAACGACGGAGACAAGUACAAACUCAACAAGGGCGAGUUAAAACAACUGCUGAACAGCGAGCUCACCGACUUCCUCACGUCUCAGAAGGACCCAAUGCUGGUAGAGAAAAUCAUGAGUGACCUGGACUCUAACAAAGACAACGAGGUGGAUUUCAAUGAGUUUGUGGUGUUGGUGGCUGCCCUCACCGUCGCCUGCAACGACUUCUUCCAGGAGCAGCAAAAGAAGAAAAAUAAGUAA